Messenger RNA from Hyalella azteca, 591 nucleotides. Its product is annotated as merozoite surface antigen 2-like. The transcript is spliced from 3 exons. Lineage: Eukaryota; Metazoa; Arthropoda; Malacostraca; Amphipoda; Hyalellidae. The record is from RefSeq and is a predicted model, not a curated record. The coding region runs from base 1 to 591 and encodes 196 amino acids.
AUGGAAAAUGUUUUGAACUCUCCUGGCAGAUGUCCCACUGUGUCCCCUCACUCUACCUUGAGCAACUCCAGCCGCUCAUCCAACGGCCUCUCCAACGGCCAUUUGAACGGUCAUUCCAACGGCCUCACUAACAGCCGGUACAACGGACUUUCGAACGGUCAUUCAAACGGGUUAUCCAACGGUUUCAAUGGUUCAGCACGUCUCACGAAGAGCCUCUCCACCACAAACCUAGCGUCACAGAACUCUGGAGCUGCUGGCCUCCGACCCAAAGGUCUCAUGGAGAAGUUCAUUGCAUCCCGUGGCAAGAUGACUCCGUCUGCCUUUACUUCCUCUUCCUCUACAAACGACCAUCCCAGCAGAGUUAUCAUCACCAGACCCAUGAGGGUUCAGCCCAAGAAGCCAGUGUUGUUGCGUCAACACAGCAGCGACUCGACGGACGGCAGCCUGAUGUCGUCGGAGCAGAGAAGCGAAGUGAGAAGCAUGACGUCUUCCCCUCAGCCUCCCCAGGGCUACAAGAAAUUUAUCGGCGCUGAGGAAAAAAUUCAAGAAGAACUUCGCGAGAUGCAGCAGCGCGAGGAGGAACUCAAGUGA